AUGAAAUUUAAUUCCUUGGAAGAUGCUUAUGAAUUCUACAAUUCAUAUGCGAAGAGACAUGGUUUUGGAGUUAGAAAAUUCAGGUCAAGAAAGAAGAAGGAUGAUAUUGUAUAUCGCAAACAAUUUUGUCGCAAUAAGCAAGGUUUUAAAAGCAAAGUGGGCAAAGAGAGGAGUUAUACAAAAUUGGAAACGCGGGUUGGUUGCAAGGCAAUGAUUCAGCUUCUUUUUGAUGGUGCUAAUUGGAUAGUGGAGCAAGAAGAGGAUCAACACAACCAUGAGUUAGUUCCAUGCAAUCAAGCCCGCUAUUUUCGCUCUCACAGGGAUAUGCCUUCGAAUGAUGUAGCAUAUUUGUCACAAUUAAAAGCUAGUGGAGUUGGUGUUACCGCUGGUUAUAGAGUUCUUUUGGAUCAAGCUCGUGGUGUUCAAAAUAUGCCAUAUACAAUAAUUGAUGCCCGUAACCACGUUGCAAAGCUUGAACGGAGAAUUUGGGAAGGCGGUGAUGCAAAUGGCCUACUUAAUAUAUUUAAAGAAAGACAGGCCCGGGAAGAUGGAUUUUAUUUUAAUUAUGAUCUGAAUAAGGAAACAACAUCAUUGUGUUCCAUUUUUUGGAGGGAUUCUCGCAUGAGGAAGGAUUAUGAGGUGUUUGGUGAUUUAGUUGUAUUUGAUACUACUCAUAGGACAGUUAAGUACAAUCUUGCAUGUGCUCCAUUUACAGGGAUGAACCAUCACAAGAGAAACAUUAUGUUUGGUGUCAGUUUUUUGCUUCAUGAGGACAAGGAUUCAUUUCAGAGGUUGUUGGAUGAAUUUCUGAAGUCAAUGGGUGGGAAGCAGCCUGCCACAAUAAUGACCGAUGAAGAUGCAGCCAUGGCAGCUGCAAUUCCAUUGGUGUUAACGCAAUCCCGACAUCGCUUAUGCACCUGGCAUAUUGAUGAGAAUUCAAAAAAGCACAUUCAGUAUCUUCGGAUAAUGCCCGGUUUCAUCAAUCCUUUUCAUUUGGUUUUGAGAUCAAUGGACACAAUACCGGAAUUCGAUUUUUAUUGGAAAAAGUGA
Striga hermonthica is the source of this 1050-nucleotide messenger RNA. The record is from the annotation of a GenBank genome assembly. Lineage: Eukaryota; Viridiplantae; Streptophyta; Magnoliopsida; Lamiales; Orobanchaceae.